Daldinia loculata is the source of this 1660-nucleotide messenger RNA. RefSeq names its product ribonuclease H-like domain-containing protein. The transcript has a single exon. NCBI's taxonomy places the organism in Eukaryota, Fungi, Ascomycota, Sordariomycetes, Xylariales, Hypoxylaceae. Gene Ontology annotation, molecular function: 3'-5' exonuclease activity; nucleic acid binding. The coding region runs from base 538 to 1476 and encodes 312 amino acids. The record is from RefSeq and is a predicted model, not a curated record. Gene Ontology annotation, biological process: nucleobase-containing compound metabolic process.
CAACCGCCAAAAUCGGCCGUUUUCUCUCGCGACCAACUUUUGGUGAUUCCUCUACAGGUCCCUAGGAUGUUGAAGGCUAUUUAAUGGAGAUGUUACUUGAAGCAGUUAAUAAGUAUCGUACUCUCUUAUUUGUAUGGCAAAUUACAAACCUAUUCGAAGAUUCUAGUAUGAUCUUUAUUUAAACCGGUAAUUUUGGAUGAUAAAAGUCUUCCCGAAAACACGAGACAUAUUUAUAACUGUAUCUUACCAUAAUAUUUCGAGUGUCUUGAUACCUUGCUCUUUUAAGUAACAUCUUUACUAAAUAACAUUAAAGAUCCUAGUGGCCUGUACCGUCGACUGCCUGUGCACGAAAUCGAACCCUUCUUUCCUUUCAAAACGGUUCUGCGUUCUGCCCAGAGCAAUAAUCCUGAACGAUUUGAAGUCCUGGUAUCCAAGGGGAAUCCGCUCCUUCUACCAGUAACGGCAACAACUAUUUUAUCAGCAAAAAGGUGGCCCCAAGACGGUCUGGGAAAACGUUGGAAACCACUUGCCAUAAGUAUGAGGAACAUCAAGACAGAGAUUAUCAACACGACGAAGCAAGUCGGCGAUCUAGUCGACUGGCUCAUCUUGCGCCAUUCACCGCCAGAGCCGUACGAGCCAACCAUGUACAUCGAUCUCGAAGGCGUAAACCUCUGCCGUGAGGGCUCACUUUCCAUCCUCACCCUUUUGAUCGAUACAGGUAUCCCGACCAAACGCGUCUGUCUUAUCGAUGUAUAUUCGCUAGGUUCACAAGCGUUCAACACCACUGGCAUCAAAGGGAAGACGCUAAAGGAUAUCCUUCAAGACGAAAAGAUCCCGAAGGUCUUUUUCGACGUUCGUAACGAUUCGGAUGCUUUAUUUGCACAUUUUGGCGUGGCACUACAAGGGGUGGAGGAUGUUCAGCUUAUGGAGAGCGCUACGAGGACGACCACGAGUUCCAGAAAGUAUUUGAACGGCCUAGCCAAGUGUAUUGAGAAAAGUGUGCUGCAUGGCAGCGACCUAAGGAGCUGGAAGCUGGUAAAAGAGAAAGUAGGGCAAUCGUUCAAGGCUGAAUCUGGCGGUUCCUACAAGGUUUUCGAACAGCGCCCAAUCCCAACCGAAAUCAUCUCUUACUGUGUUGGUGAUGUCCAGUAUCUUCCUCAAUUGUGGAGGAGAUUCCGGUCGAAUACAAAUAGGUGGCGAGACUUGGUUAACAAGGAAACCAAGAAGCGCGUCGAGGCGUCUCAGAAACCGGAGUACCAGCCCCACGGCCCAGGUAGGACGUUAGCUCCGUGGAGCGAAGACCAGAAUAGGACUUUGGAUAAGUGGAGUGGCGUCCCUCCUUCUCGUGAUGACUUCGAUGAAGACGACGGCUGGAUUGACAACGACUGGGUUGACGACGACUGGAUUGACGACGGCCCGACCAGCUGCAGGGACAUUAUCGACGAUUGUGACUACUACUUGUACUAUUCCGACUAAGCUUUUAUGAACUGGAUACUAAAGCAAGGGCACAAUGAAGAGCGCAACCGCGGGCACAAUGAUGACGGGCACAAUGAUGACGGGCAUAACGAUGGUGAGCACAACGAUGGUGAGCACAACGAAGCACAUUAGCGGGCACGACGAUACCAGGCAUCAGCCCUCAGCUGUCACAGGGCAUAGCAUA